Messenger RNA from Suncus etruscus (white-toothed pygmy shrew), 2695 nucleotides. It is a transcript of the gene KLHL1, whose product is annotated as kelch like family member 1. The transcript has 11 exons. The record is from RefSeq and is a predicted model, not a curated record. Gene Ontology annotation, molecular function: protein binding. NCBI's taxonomy places the organism in Eukaryota, Metazoa, Chordata, Mammalia, Eulipotyphla, Soricidae. Bases 435 to 2678 code for a protein of 747 amino acids.
GGACAGAGAACCGACACCUUCGCGGCUGAGAUAGCGCGCCUUGGAACAUCCUAGGAAAGGGUAUCCAGCUGCUGACUCCUCUGGAGCAUUGGGGAGUCCCAACCUUCCUCCCUUGAGCAUCGCUUGCGGCAAGGAGGACCCUACUUUUCCAAGCCACCAGCCCUGGAUCCAAGUUGAUUUCAGCUCCAGACUCUAGGUUUCUACUGGGCUCAGGGCUUGGUGGGCUCCCCUGGCAGCGGAGUCACAGACUUGACCCAGCAGAGCGCACCGCGCUGCCUUCUGCGCUCCCUCCAGGCUGGUGCGUUGCGCAGCGGGCAGGUUCCACUUGCAGAGACUCAGCUGCUUCCAGCUGCAACCCCCUGGAUCCCCCCUUCUUCUCUCCCACUCACCCUCCUGUCAACUCCUCCGAUCCCUUCCCCAGAUUGGCAUUCAGCAUGUCAGGCUCUGGGCGAAAAGACUUCGACGUGAAGCACAUCCUUCGACUCCGCUGGAAACUCUUCAGCCACCCGUCUCCAUCCUCCGGAGGCCCGGCGGGGGGCAGCUGUCUGCAGCAGGAUGGCAGCGGCAGUUUCGAGCAUUGGGGACCCAGCCAGAGCCGCUUGCUUAAAAUGCAAGAAAAAAGCAGCAUAGGGACUUUCUGGAAGAAGUCUUCUUCAUCUUCCUCCUCCUCCUCUUCCUCUUCUCAGUCCUCUUCUUCUUUCAACCCACUGAACGGGACCUUGCUGCCAGUAGCGACCAGGCUGCAAGGGCCACCCGGACAGGGCACUCAACAGCCUGCCAGGACUCUGUUCUACGUGGAGUCCAUCGAGGAAGAGGAGGUUCCAGGCAUGGACUUCCCUGGACCCCACCAAAAAGGGCUGGUGCUUCAGGAGCUCAAAGUGGAGACUGCCAACCCGAGCCAGGCAACAGGUGAAGGAAAUGGACACAGACUCUCAGCGACAAGCCAUUCCCUGACACCUCAAAGUGACAUGGACUCCAGCAGCUCUGAAGAAUUCUAUCAGGCUGUUCACCAUGCUGAGCAAACCUUCAGAAAAAUGGAAAGUUACUUAAAGCAACAGCAACUCUGUGACGUUAUUCUGAUUGUUGGGAACCGAAAGAUACCUGCACAUAGGCUUGUUCUCAGCUCAGUAUCUGACUAUUUUGCUGCCAUGUUUACAAGUGAUGUUUGUGAAGCCAAGCAAGAGGAGAUCAAGAUGGAAGGCAUAGACCCCAAUGCUCUCUGGGACCUUGUUCAGUUUGCAUAUACAGGCUGCUUGGAAUUAAAGGAAGAUACCAUUGAAAACCUUCUUGCUGCUGCAUGCCUUCUUCAGCUUCCUCAAGUAGUAGAAGUGUGCUGCCAUUUCCUCAUGAAGCUCUUACAUCCAUCUAACUGUUUAGGAAUCCGAGCAUUUGCAGAUGCUCAAGGAUGCAUUGAAUUAAUGAAGGUGGCCCACAGUUAUACAAUGGAGAACAUAAUGGAAGUUAUGAGAAAUCAAGAAUUUUUGCUCCUUCCUGCUGAGGAGCUUCAUAAACUCCUGGCCAGUGAUGAUGUAAAUGUUCCUGAUGAAGAAACCAUCUUCCAUGCAUUAAUGAUGUGGGUCAAAUAUGACACGCAGAGGAGAUGCAAUGACUUGAGUAUGCUUCUUGCCUUUAUAAGGCUUCCACUCCUUCCACCGCAGAUAUUGGCUGAUCUAGAAAAUCACACAUUAUUUAAGAAUGAUUUAGAAUGCCAAAAGCUGAUUCUAGAAGCAAUGAAAUAUCAUCUAUUACCAGAGAGAAGAACCUUAAUGCAAAGUCCGAGAACUAAACCUAGAAAAUCUACAGUUGGUACUCUGUAUGCUGUAGGAGGAAUGGAUAACAACAAAGGAGCAACGACCAUAGAAAAAUAUGAUCUCAGGACAAAUUUGUGGAUCCAGGCAGGAAUGAUGAAUGGCAGGAGAUUACAGUUUGGUGUGGCUGUUAUUGAUGAAAAACUCUUUGUCAUUGGAGGUAGAGAUGGCUUAAAGACUUUGAACACUGUUGAAUGUUACAAUCCUAAAACCAAGACCUGGACUGUCUUACCACCGAUGUCAACACAUAGACAUGGUUUAGGAGUGACAGUACUUGAAGGACCUAUUUAUGCUGUGGGAGGCCAUGAUGGGUGGAGUUAUUUGAAUACAGUGGAGAGGUGGGAUCCCCAGAGUCAGCAAUGGACAUUUGUGGCCAGUAUGUCUAUUGCCCGAAGCACAGUUGGUGUAGCAGCAUUGAAUGGCAAGCUGUAUUCAGUUGGAGGUCGUGAUGGAAGUUCCUGUUUGAGUUCAAUGGAAUAUUAUGACCCUCACACAAAUAAGUGGAACAUGUGUGCCCCCAUGUGUAAGAGGAGAGGAGGUGUUGGUGUGGCCACAUGUGAUGGUUUUCUUUAUGCAGUAGGAGGUCAUGAUGCUCCUGCUUCAAAUCAUUGUUCAAGGCUGCUGGAUUAUGUAGAAAGAUAUGAUCCUAAGACGGACACAUGGACCAUGGUGGCUCCUUUAAGUAUGCCCAGAGAUGCUGUUGGAGUCUGCCUUCUUGGAGAUAGAUUAUAUGCAGUUGGUGGCUAUGAUGGACAAACAUACCUCAAUACUAUGGAAUCCUAUGACCCACAAACUAAUGAGUGGACUCAGAUGGCCUCCUUGAAUAUUGGACGAGCAGGUGCCUGUGUGGUAGUCAUCAAGCAACCUUGAUUUAUUUUGAUUUAGAA